Xyrauchen texanus (razorback sucker) is the source of this 3364-nucleotide messenger RNA. It is a transcript of the gene trpa1a, whose product is annotated as transient receptor potential cation channel, subfamily A, member 1a. The transcript is spliced from 28 exons. Gene Ontology annotation, molecular function: protein binding; monoatomic ion channel activity. Gene Ontology annotation, cellular component: membrane. Gene Ontology annotation, biological process: monoatomic ion transport; transmembrane transport. The record is from RefSeq and is a predicted model, not a curated record. Lineage: Eukaryota; Metazoa; Chordata; Actinopteri; Cypriniformes; Catostomidae. Bases 42 to 3359 code for a protein of 1105 amino acids.
UGAGGAGAUUCCAAAUGGGAUGACUUAAAAAAAAGUGCAGAAUGAAGUGCAUGACCAAGAGUCAGCCAAAAUCCAGACAACAGUCCUAUGACAGUGUGAUAGAUGGAGAUGAGAGCAAACAAAUAUCCACAAAUGUUUUUGAGUGGGCAAUGCAAGGAAACACAGUUGCUCUGGAGAAGCACUGCAGGCAUCUGGACAUACGCGACCACAUCGGUGCCAGCCCACUGCACUAUGCCUCGUCCAAAGGACAUGUUUGCACCAUCAAACUUAUUGUGCAGAUCACUGGACAACAAGAGCUCAAUGUCAGGGAUGAGGAAGGGAAUACACCUCUUCAUUGGGCUGUACAGAGGGACCAGCCACGGAGCUGCUCUAUGCUGCUGACCCUAGGAGCAGAUCCUAACAUCUUCAACAAUAGUCACCAAUCACCACUGCAUCUUGCAGUAAGCCUGGGCAAUAAUGUCUUGGUAGAGCUACUUGUCUCACAUAAACAAACUGAUGUGAACCUGGAAGGGGACUUGGGGAACACCGCUGUUAUUUUAGCUGCUUCUUUGGAUAACUAUGAUGCUCUGGGCAUAUUGUUUAAGCAAGGUGCAAAACUCUGUCGUCAGAACAAGCUUGGGCAUUUUGCCAUUCAUGCUGCCGCUUUUUUUGGAGCUAAGAAAUCCAUGGAGGUAAUUCUUCAGAAAGGGGAAGAAGUUGGUAUGUCCAUUGACACGCAUAUAAACUAUGUAGAUAAGUCUUGCAGUAGUCCACUUCACCUGGCUGUACGUGGAGGAAACCUUGAAGUCAUUAAGCUCUGCAUUGCUUAUGGAGCAAAAAUUGAUCAGCAACAGUGUGAUCGGUCUAAUGCUCUCCAUUUUGCAUGUAGUCAAGGUGCUACUGAAGCUGUCAAAGUAAUGAUGUCAGCUUACCAUAAAGUCUCUGACCUUAUCAACAUCACUGAUGGGGCCAACCAGACACCUCUACACAAAGCAGCGAUAUUUGAUCAUUUUGAACUCUCUGAGUACCUUAUAUCACAGGGUGCUAACAUUGACUUUGUUGACUGCAAAGGCCAUUCUCCACUCCUUCUGGCAACAAGUUGUGGAGCAUGGAGAACUGUCAAUCUACUCCUAUCUCAUGGGGCUGAUCUGAAGAAAAAAGAUAAAUGUGGAUGCAACUUCUUGCAUCUGGCCAUCUUGCAGCCCAGGGGUCUAAAUAACCUACCCACAGAGGUACUGCAGCACAAGAGUGUGAGAGAGCUCCUCAAUGAUGAGGACAUUGAGGGUUGUACUCCCCUUCAUUAUGCCUGUAGACUGGGAAUACCAGAGUCUGUCAAGAACAUGCUGGGAUUAGAGGUCUCGCUCAACCAGAAGUCCAAACAGAAGAAAUCUGCUCUGCAUUUUGCGGCUGAAUAUGGGAGGAUCAACACCUGCCAUAAGCUUUUGGAGAUGAUAACAGACACCAGACUGUUGAAUGAGGGGGAUGAGAAUGGAAUGACCCCGCUGCACCUGGCUUCUCGUGGCGGUCAUGUUAAAGUUGUUGAGCUUCUCCUCCGCAAAGGGGCUUUGUUUCACAGUGACUACAAAGGAUGGUCUUGUCUCCAUCAUGCUGCAUCUGAAGGAUACACACAGACUAUGGAUACUUUGCUGACAUCUAAUAUCAAAUUUCUGGACAAAAUGGAUGGAGAUGGGAACACAGCUUUGCAUCUAGCUGCCAGGGCGGGGCAUGUGGCAGCAGUUAGACUGCUGUUAUACAGAGGGGCCAAGUUAAUUCUCAACAAGGGCGAUGCCUCAUUCUUGCAUGAGGCUGUGCAUAAUGGGAGGAAAGAGGUUGCCAAUGCUGUGAUUGAGAGUGAUAGGUGUGAAGAGGCAAUGACCACAUAUAAACCAAAUUCAGCAAAACGCUACAUUGUAAUGGACAUGAUAGAGUUCCUUCCAGAGUCCUUUAAACAUCUUCUGGACACUUGCAUAACGGAGUCAGAUGAAGAUGUAAACAGCUGCAAUUACUGUAUCGAGUACAAUUUCAGAUGGCUUCAGCAUCCACUGCAAAACCUUAAAAAAGCAACCACAGAAAGAGACAGUAGCUACAAACCUCUCAGUGCACUAAAUGCAAUGGUACAUUUUAAUCGGAUGAGCUUGUUGACCCAUCCAGUCUGCAAGAAAUAUUUGGAGAUGAAAUGGAAUGCCUAUGGCAUCAAGGCACAUUUGCUUAAUAUGACGGUGUAUGCACUGGGGGUGUUUCCCUUAACUCUCCUCAUUGUGAAUCUGAAGCCCACACUGAACAGUGAAAGAAAUGUGACAUCAGUCCAAAUGGUCUGCACAUCCCUGUACAAGCAAUCGUAUUUUAUCACAACAUGCAUAUUCCUGGUUCUUGCUAUGAAUAUGUAUGCAGUUGGCAAAGAGAUUCUGCAAAUAGUUCAACAGAGGAUGAAUUAUUUGCGAGAUUUGUCAAACUACAUGGACUGGGCUGCUGCCAUCUGUGCUCUACUGUUUGUGGUGCCACUGCUACUGAAUCUGAAAAGUACCUGGCACUGGCAGGCUGGAGCACUGGCAGCUCUGGCCUCAUGGAUGAAUCUCCUUCUCUAUCUCCAACGGUUUGAACGGAUUGGUAUUUAUGUGGUCAUGUUUCGAGAGAUCUCACGGACACUGCUGAGCAUCAUUGUGUUGUUCUUCUACUUGAUAUUGGCAUUCGCUUUAUCCUUCUAUGCCUUGAUGAUCGAACAGCGACAUUUUGGAAGGAUGUUCCUUUCACUGAUGCAGACCUUUGUCAUGAUGGUGGGAGAAAUCAACUACCAAGACAAUUUCCUGAAACCCUUUCUACAAGGAAAACUUCCUUUCCCUUUCUUGACAAUGGCAAUGUUUGUUUGGUUUGUCUUACUUGUACCUAUACUUCUCAUGAACCUACUGAUUGGUUUGGCUGUUGGUGACAUAGCAGAGGUCCAGACAAAUGCAUGCUUAAAGCGUAUUGCAAUGCAGAUUGAUCUACACACAAAUCUGGAAGAGAGGCUUCCCUACUGGUUUAUGAAGAGGGUGGACCAGGUCUCCAUUAAAGAAUACCCAAACAGAUGUUUCAGAGGAAAGAAAUGGAGGUUUUUCAUUGGGAAUGAUGUGCGGAGGGUCAGGACCCGUCUCAGCCCCACCACCCACCAGUCAACUCCACUGGAACGGGAGCUAACCAAACAGAAAUACAGGCUGAAGGAGAUGUCAGAGACUAUGGAAAAGCAACACAACCUGCUGAAGCUCAUAGUGCAGAAGAUGGAGAUCAGCUCAGAGGCUGAAGACCAUGACGGCCCCCCAAUCUUUCAGGAGCUGAAGGAGAAACUUCUCACCAGGAGCAAAUGGGGUCCACUGCUCAGGGCAGUUACCGCCAGAAAGAAAUGAGCUUG